CUGUCCAUAGAUGAGAUCAAAGCUCAAAUCAGUGAGUUCUUUUUUGGAGUAGAUGGUCCUGCGGCAGGAGCAGAAUGGGCACUGGCAGAAAUGAUUAAUCAACCUGAGAUUCUCCAAAAGGCCAUCGAGGAAAUAGACAGGGUUGUAGGGAAAGAUAGAUGGAUUCAAGAAUCAGAUGUUCACCAGUUAAAUUAUUUGAAGGCAUGUGCAAGAGAAGCUUUUAGGCUCCAUCCUCAUGUUCCGUUUAAUUUGCCGCACCUCUCAUUAGAAGACAUCGAAGUGGGUGGCUAUUUCAUUCCGAAAGGCAGCCAUGUCUUGUUGAGCCGCACCGGACUGGGUCGUAACCCUGAGACCUGGGAAGAACCCUUGAAAUACAAUCCAGAGCGCCAUUUGGGUGGAAAUGUUAGUAAAGUAGAUUUGUCAGAACCCAACUUGAGGUUCAUAAGUUUUUCUACUGGAAAGCGUUCGUGUACAGGCCAGACUCUUGGUACACUUUUGACUAUAAUGGCAUUGGGAAGGUUGAUUCAAGGGUUCACAUGGAGCGUACCACCCAAUGAGGAGAAGAUUGAUCUCUCUACGUCAGAAGAACUGACUCUAGCUAAACCUUUGCAUGCACAUGCGAGGCCUCGCUUGGAUGAGGCGAUGUACCCUGUGGCACCACCUUGA
This is a messenger RNA of Olea europaea var. sylvestris, 666 nucleotides long. RefSeq names its product tyrosine N-monooxygenase. The transcript has 2 exons. NCBI's taxonomy places the organism in Eukaryota, Viridiplantae, Streptophyta, Magnoliopsida, Lamiales, Oleaceae. The record is from RefSeq and is a predicted model, not a curated record. Gene Ontology annotation, molecular function: monooxygenase activity; iron ion binding; oxidoreductase activity, acting on paired donors, with incorporation or reduction of molecular oxygen. The annotation marks the transcript as partial.